This is a messenger RNA of Acomys russatus (golden spiny mouse), 1479 nucleotides long. It is a transcript of the gene Fbp1, whose product is annotated as fructose-bisphosphatase 1. The transcript is spliced from 7 exons. Gene Ontology annotation, cellular component: cytosol; cytoplasm. Gene Ontology annotation, molecular function: fructose 1,6-bisphosphate 1-phosphatase activity. Gene Ontology annotation, biological process: fructose metabolic process; fructose 1,6-bisphosphate metabolic process; gluconeogenesis. NCBI's taxonomy places the organism in Eukaryota, Metazoa, Chordata, Mammalia, Rodentia, Muridae. The record is from RefSeq and is a predicted model, not a curated record. Bases 183 to 1199 code for a protein of 338 amino acids.
CAGGGGGCGGAGACCAGAUGAUUAGAGGCUCCCCCAGGACUCAAGUUCACUGAGCUUCUGCAGACACUGGGUACAUUCAGUCCUCUCUCUGUGAUCAUCACCUGGGGGCCCCACCUGCCUGCACCUGUAGCCAGCACCUGCAGCCCGCACCUGGCAGCUAGCACCUGCGCCGGACCUCAGCAAUGGCGGACCAGGCGCCCUUCGACACGGAUAUCAGCACCCUGACCCGCUUCGUCAUGGAGGAGGGCAGGAAGGCUAAGGGCACCGGAGAGAUGACCCAGUUGCUGAACUCGCUCUGCACCGCGGUCAAAGCCAUUUCGUCCGCGGUGCGCAAGGCGGGCAUCGCACAGCUCUUUGGCAUCGCUGGCUCAACCAAUGUGACAGGGGAUCAAGUGAAGAAGCUGGACGUCCUUUCCAAUGACCUGGUUAUCAAUAUGCUCAAGUCAUCCUUUUCCACCUGUGUCCUCGUGUCCGAAGAAGACAAACACGCCAUCAUAGUAGAGCCCGAGAAGAGGGGCAAAUACGUUGUCUGUUUCGAUCCCCUCGAUGGCUCAUCCAACAUUGACUGCCUUGUGUCCAUAGGAACCAUUUUUGGCAUUUACAGAAAGAAAACUACUGAUGAGCCUUCAGCAAAGGAUGCUCUGCAGCCAGGCCGGGACCUGGUGGCAGCUGGCUAUGCACUCUAUGGCAGUGCCACCAUGUUGGUCCUUGCUUUAGAGAGUGGUGUCAACUGCUUCAUGCUGGACCCGGCCAUUGGAGAAUUCAUCCUGGUGGACAGGGAUGUGAAGAUCAAGAAGAAAGGCAAUAUCUACAGCAUCAACGAGGGCUAUGCCAAGGACUUCGACCCUGCCAUCGCUGAGUAUGUCCAGAGGAAGAAGUUCCCUCCAGACAAUUCCUCUCCCUAUGGUGCCAGGUAUGUGGGGUCCAUGGUGGCUGAUGUUCACCGCACUCUGGUGUAUGGAGGGAUCUUUUUAUACCCUGCUAACAAGAAAAGCCCCAGUGGAAAGCUAAGGCUGCUGUAUGAGUGCAACCCCAUGGCUUUUGUCAUGGAGAAGGCAGGCGGACUUGCCACCACCGGAAAGGAGGCUAUACUAGACAUCAUUCCUACCGACAUCCACCAGAGGGCACCAGUCAUCAUGGGGUCCCCUGAUGAUGUACAGGAGUUCCUGGAGAUCUACAAGAAGCACGGAGCCAAAUGAAGGCCAGCCUUGCCCUUGCCCAAAGCCGAGCCUUUUAUGUGGACCUGUGACCUCAGGAGGCUUUACUCUACUCUGACUGUUGUAUAUUCCUAGACAACAGACCUAACAGUGUGGAUAGUUUCACAGUUCAAUGCUUUGUAAUGCCCAGGACUGCUUCACCCAUAUGCCAUAACACCAUGAUAGCAGGUACUACUCACCCACAUGCCAUAACGCCAUUAGAGCAGGUAAUAUAUAUUUUAAGCGGGUGAAAGAGAAAUAAACACAUUCAUACCUUAUAACA